AUGGGGACCCGGGAGCUGUCCGUGGUGCUGAUCCUCGCCGGGGGACUCGUGCACGUGUCCCUGCAGGGGGAGUACCAGAGGAAACUCUACAAGGAACUUCUGAAGAAUUACAACCCUUUGGAAAGGCCUGUGGCCAAUGACUCCCAGCCACUCACUGUCUCCUUCAGCCUCAGCCUCAGGCAAAUCAUGGAUGUGGAUGAAAAGAACCAAGUUUUAACCACCAAUAUUUGGCUACACAUGUACUGGACAGACUACUAUUUACAGUGGAAUAUGUCAGAAUAUCCUGGAGUGAAGAACGUCCGUUUUCCUGAUGGCCAGAUUUGGAAGCCGGAUAUCCUUCUAUAUAACAGUGCUGAUGAGCGCUUUGAUGCUACAUUUCACACCAAUGUUUUGGUGAACUCGUCAGGAUACUGCCAGUACCUCCCCCCAGGAAUAUUCAAGAGUUCUUGCUCCAUAGAUGUGCGCUGGUUUCCUUUUGAUGUCCAGAAAUGUAAAUUGAAGUUUGGAUCCUGGACUUACGGUGGAUGGUCUUUGGAUUUGCAAAUGCAAGAAGCAGAAAUAUCUGGAUACAUUUCAAAUGGCGAGUGGGAUUUAGUCGGUGUUCCCGGGAAAAGAACCGAAUCUUUCUAUGACUGUUGCAAAGAGCCUUAUCCGGAUGUGACCUUUACGGUGACGAUGCGACGGAGGACUCUGUAUUAUGGGCUCAACCUUCUCAUCCCCUGCGUGCUGAUCUCAGCUCUUGCCCUUCUUGUUUUCCUGCUUCCAGCUGACUCUGGGGAGAAGAUUUCACUCGGAAUCACCGUUUUACUCUCCCUCACAGUGUUUAUGCUCCUGGUGGCUGAAAUUAUGCCAGCAACAUCGGAUUCAGUGCCAUUAAUAGCACAGUAUUUUGCAAGCACCAUGAUUAUUGUUGGACUUUCAGUUGUGGUUACCGUGAUUGUUUUGCAGUAUCACCACCAUGAUCCAGAUGGGGGGAAAAUGCCCAAGUGGACCAGAAUCAUCCUUCUCAACUGGUGUGCCUGGUUCCUGAGAAUGAAAAGACCAGGGGAGGACAAAGUGCGACCAGCAUGCCAGCAUAAACAGCGUCGAUGCAGUAUGUCCAGCAUAGAUGUAAACACUGUGAGUGGCCAGCAAUCCAGUAAUGGGAAUAUGCUCUACAUAGGCUUCAGAGGCCUGGAAGGUGUCCAUUGCACCCCUACCACUGAUUCCGGUGUGAUCUGUGGGAGAAUGACUUGCUCCCCGACUGAUGAAGACAACCUCCUUCACAGUGGACAUCCAUCUGAAACUGACCCAGAACUGGCAAAGAUCCUAGAGGAGGUCCGAUAUAUUGCCAACCGGUUCCGAGACCAGGAUGAGGCAGAAGCCAUUUGCAAUGAGUGGAAGUUUGCCGCUUCUGUCGUGGACCGCCUCUGUUUGAUGGCUUUCUCGGUCUUCACAAUAAUUUGUACCAUUGGCAUUUUAAUGUCGGCCCCCAAUUUUGUAGAGGCUGUUUCUAAAGAUUUUGCUUGAACUGCACUUGUGGACUUGCAAAAAAAGUUUUUUUAUGUUGGCAAUCUAUUAAAAUAUAUUAAGUAGCAAUAGCAUAUUCAGUGCACUUGGCUUAUGUAGGAUGUUUGGAUGCAAACUUC
Messenger RNA from Zootoca vivipara (common lizard), 1628 nucleotides. RefSeq names its product neuronal acetylcholine receptor subunit alpha-7. The record is from RefSeq and is a predicted model, not a curated record. Gene Ontology annotation, biological process: monoatomic ion transmembrane transport. Lineage: Eukaryota; Metazoa; Chordata; Lepidosauria; Squamata; Lacertidae. Gene Ontology annotation, molecular function: transmembrane signaling receptor activity; acetylcholine-gated monoatomic cation-selective channel activity. Gene Ontology annotation, cellular component: postsynaptic membrane.